AAGAGCAAAAAUAAUUAUCCUUCAAAUAUUUGUGUUAGAAACAACACAAAUUAUUGUGUUAGAAACAAGCUUUUCUAUUGUUGAUGGUUAGGGAGGCUCUGUGGCUUGGCAUUGUCAUCUUGCCGGCUUUCAAAGGACGUGUUAUUACUUUUAGUGAAUGCGCCAAUUAAAUUCCUUCCACACUGCAUCAAGAACUGUUGCGGAAACUUAGUAGGUCUAAAGGCUGACCACCCCUUUUCUUUAGCUUGCCUGAGUAGUUGAAUAGAUUGGUAAUUGCAACAAGUAUUCCUUGAGUGAUACUUAUAUGCAUAGUGUUAUACCAAGUGUUGCGUGAAUGUUUUACAAAAGAGGAAUAAAUGGGUAUUCCCACUGCAGUAAACUGGGUUAGAAUAAGUUUUUUAGUUUUAUAAUUUUUAAACCCAGGUGUAUACUGUGUACACAACCAUCCUCUCUUUUUCUUCUUUGUUCCCAUCGUAGAGUUCACCCAUGGCUUACCCGGGGCCCAUUGCCACGCCACACCUCUCUUUUCUUAGGUAGGAUCUUGGCAGAUCACUGUAUUUCCCUACUUCCCCUUCCCCCCUACAACCUGGAGAUGAGGCCAUUAUAAUGUCUUAUGUUAUAUGAUACUUUACAGUUUAUGGAGUAGGUCAACUAUAAGGUCUUCUUUAGAUCUUAACUAACCUUGGAAGGAGGGAGGACAGAUGGUAUUUAUUUCCCCCAUUUUGUAGAUGAGGAAAGUGAAGCAAGAGACGGAGUAACUUGCAAGAGGUCAUAGGACUGGUGUGUGGCCAAUUCAGGCCUGACUACCCACACAGCUUCCUUUCUGCCACAUCGGCACAAAAUAAACAUGUUCCAGUAUCUAUACUCAUGGAGGGAAGAAGUAAAAUUAAUAAAUAUUAUGCAGUGAGUGAAAUCCAUAUCCCAAUUUUAUUUGAUUUUUCUUAAAGGUGGCCUGAAUUUCUCAUGUUGAUGUCAGCGUCACUUGGGGCAUCUACAAUCAUAUGCUUUGGUGCCAGACAGACGAUGAUUUGAAUCUGCCACUAGUAAGUGGCCCACUAAUAAGCUGUGUGAUCUUGGGCAGGGUGCUGAAUCUUUCUAAAACUCAGUUAUCUAUCAUACAUAAAAUAAGGAUGAUACUCUUAUAUUAUAAUGUUCCUGUGAUGAUUAUAUGGGUUAUUGUAUAUAAAGUGCUUGGUACAUAGUAGCUCACAAGGUGGUGGUUGUUAUUUUUGUUAAUAUUAGUCCAGAUAUUGCACCAUAUGAUCACACCCCAAAUAUGGAAAGUUCAAUGAGUGGUGGGAAUAAAACAUGGCUGGAAGCUCUUCAGGGGCCACAAUCCCUUCUGGACCAAUCAGAAGGCCUUCUACAUCAGUAUCCUUCUUACUACCCUCCCUUCCUUUUUUUUUCAGCAGGAGGCUACAGAUGAGAAGUAGCAUAGCUUCUGGGGACCUCUGGCAUCUGUUCAGCUUAAUAUUGUAUCCUGAAUAUAGAAGACAUUCAAUAAAUAUGUUUAUUUAGUUAUUGGAUAAUAAUGAAUGAAUGGUUAAAUAAUGAAUGAAUCCUCUGGGAUGUAUAUAUUGAUUCCUUACUUCCUUGCUAAUACUCAGUACUGUCAGAAUUUUUUGAUGCGUAUGAAGUGGUACUGCAUGGUGCUUUUAUAUUGAAUUUCCCUGACGAAUAAUGAAGCUGGAGAUCUUUUCACAUGAAUAUUGGCCAUGUGUGACCAAGACAUGUGUGAACGCCUGUUUAUGUUUUUUUUUUUUUUUGGUGGUUCAUGUUUUUUUUUAAAUCUGCUCAUAGGAGUUCUUGAAAUCUUCUGGAUACCAAUGAUUUACCUGUUUAUAUGUCCAAGCAACUUAAAAAAAUCUACUAACCAUGCAAGCUGUUCUAAAUGAACAAGCUGUGUCCAGUAGAAAUUAAGCCCCUAAAUUGCUUCCAGCUUUUGCAGAGAACCAGAUUUACGUCAAAUAUCAAAGCUUUAGGUUAUAGAGAAGGGAGCGGAUGGUUGGUGGAAGUAUUUUGUGAGCAGUAGGCUUUCCUAGUCCUUGAAAUGAUGGUAGAAAACCAGUCCUGAGCUCUUCCCCCCAGAAAUAGCCUCCUGCAAACGCUGGUGGGCUGAAGUGCCCUUUCCUGAACUGCAGUUAUUCCCUCGGAAGACACAGGUUGGACCUGGAGUCAGUCUCUAUCCGCAGAUAGUGCUUUCCAGGACGAGUUACCUGGAGGAAAGGACAGAACACUUGUCAGGUGACCUGUGGUUUAUUCUUACUGCCAUUUUCUGGCCAUAUGUCCCUAAAAACAAAUCACAUUGAAUGGAGAUAAUGGUCACUACCUAGGGAUAUUGGAAAGAUCAAAUGAUAUCAUAACUAUGAAAGGACCAUAUAAAUGCAAAAUAUAUUUGCUAGGCUCUGUGAAGUAGCCAACCCUAUGCCGGAGUGGGACCUAUACCCUUUAGGCCCCAUACCUUCUCCUACCCUCUCUUCUGCAUACAGGUGCCUGAUUGUAGAGUAGUAGUUCUCAAGGGUUGUCUCCAGACCAGCAGCAACAGGGUCUCCUGGAACUUGCUAGAAAUGCAAAUUCUUGGAGCCCACCUCAGAGCUACCAAAGCAGAGACUCUGGAGGUGGGACCCAGCAACCUGUGCUUUACCAAGCCCUGCAGUAAUUCUGGUGUGUGCUAACCUUUGAGAACCGUUGGCCUAGUGGGAUGUGCAAAGGCUUUAAAGACAGUGAAUGGGGGUUUUUCAGUCUUAACUCUCCCAUUUGCCAGCUUGUGCGAUGAGCAGUUUACUAAGCUCUUGGGCUUCCAAGCUCUCAUCAAUAGAAGCAAGAUGAUGUCACUUCCGUCACAGGGGUGUUGUGAGAAGUAAAUGACAGGCAGUAUCCUGGCUCUGCUACUUUUUUGUUAUGUGUCCUUUGGCAAGUCUCCUUUCUUCUUUCUGCCUCAUCUUUCUCAUCUAAAAAAAACGGACUGGCAAGCGUUAACGUGCACGCAUUGCUUACCGUGUGCCAGCCGUGGUCCUAAACCUGUGAAUAUUUUAAUUUUAUUUAAUUCUUACAAUAACCCUGUUUUACAGUCUCUAUUUUAUGAACGAGAAAACCGAAACACAAAGAGGAUAAGUAACGUUUCCAAAGUUACACAACUAGUAAGCUGGGAUCCAAACCCAGGCAGUGUGCUGUGAAAGUCCUCGCUCUAAAGGCCAUGCUUGGCAAAUAAGUUCUUUAAAAGGAUGGUGAUGAUGAUAAGAAGAUUUCCUUGCACACAGUGGGUACUCCAUGUAUUAAUUCUCUUCCCCUUGCCUUGUGGCUUGGCUUCAUCGGAGCACACCCAGCUUUUCUUAUAGUCAUGCUGCCCUUCUCUGCGGUGACCCUAAUCACAAAGCCCCAUCCCCUCCCCAGCCCCCAGUCAGCAGUUUUCUCACUCCAGUUCAUCUCGCUUACGGCCACUUGGAUGCUCUGAGCAAACCAGACAGGCGUGGCUGGGGGAAGACCGAAUGUGGUGGUGCAGGUGAAGUCAUUCUCCUGUCACCCCACCCUGGCAUGUUUUGGAAAUGAAUGACUAAUCCAGAAGAGAGGGUCCAGGCAAGUUACCGAAAGAUCAUUGGGUCUGCCCAAUUUGAGAAAUAUCCUCCCAGUCUCUUUUGCUCUCAGAUUUCCAAGGGAAUAUAAAAGCCUUUUUUGCUGAGUUUUUCUUCGGAGUAAAAUAUACAGCUGGGAAGUUGAACCCACAAUGUUAACAGCAGCGUUUUUUUCUUUCAUUUUUGUUUUGCUAGGACAAUGAAGAGCCUUAUUCUCUUUCAAUUCAGGGUGUCACUCAUUGUUCUUGAAAAUUCUCUUUGGUUUUGCUCUCAAGAUGGCCUCCCUUGCUGGGCAUGACUCACCGGUCUAAUGACUCAGAAGUGGCAUCCAACAAGACAAGGACUGUGCAGAGCUGUGAAGGGACUUGUGGCCAGUGGAGCCUGCCUGAAGCUUUCCCUAAACCCGGUUAUUGAGAUGGAGCAUCAUUUCCAUUAAUGGAUGUUUAUAAUGGUUGUUGGUACCAGUUUAUUGGAAGCAUGAGGCAGUGCCUUGUUCUGGAAGGCUCCAAGGCUUGAGUCUAUCCUUGUCCCUCAGCUGGGUGUGGCCUUGAGGUUUACUGUGGGCAAGACAAGGCUUCUAAGAAUUUACCUGACCCUGCUUGGAAUGGCCACAAAAUCAGCCAGCGUACGGCUUCUGUAAAAUUUGUAUCAGGGAAAAUAAAGGCUCUUCUUAUCUGAAGAGGACUUCAAAUCUCUUUCAACUUAAUUUAAAAAAAUCUAUUAAGGAUGAAUAGAAAGAUGAACAUCUAUGUGACAGAACAAAUUUAGCAAAAUGUACUUGAAGAUGUUUGCCAUGCAAUUCUUCCAACUCUCUGUAUUUUGAAACUUUUCAAAAUACAGUGUUGAGUAAAAUGCAGGUAACCCUAGAAAUGAUCAUACUCUUGUAAAAAAAUUGCUUCCUUGUUAACAUAAAUGGCAGGCUCUCUCCCACUUCCCCACUCCUCCCAGACUUUGUCUUUUUUUCCUGGGGAGCCUGCUUGAUGAAAAACGGCCUGGAGUGAGCCUGGCAGGGGGUGAGCUAAUCCUUUACACCAGGGCUUUAUCUUCUUCCUGAUAUGUAAUUCUCACAAUAGCCAUAUAAACUAGUUAUUAUUUUCUGCAUUUUAUGAGGAAACUGAGGUGCAGAGGGGUACAUUUGAUCCAGGUCAGUAGGUGAUAAUAUUAGUCUUACAGCAUUUAUGGAGCCCUCCCUUUAUGUGUCAGCCUUUGUGCUGUGUCCUUUACAUGCAUUAACUCAUUUGAGCCUCAUCCUACCCUAGGAGGUAGGUGCCUUCAGUAUCUUCAUCUUACACAUCGGGAAAUGGAGACUUAGAGAGGUGCAGGAACGUAUCCCAGCUUACUCUAGGAGCCAGGAAAUGGCAGAGCCCAUGUUUGAACCUGGUCUCUCCUGCUUUAUAGCCCUUGCCCUACUAUUCAGACCCAGUCCUCGGCCUAACUCAGUAAAUCAGCAUAUGUUGUAGAAACCUCUUGUUCUGAGACCACAAGCUCUUUGAGGACAGAAUGUUUUGUUCAGCACUGUGUCAUUCUCAGUCUUCAGAGCAGUGUCUGGCAUAAUGAAUAUUUAUUGGAUGAAAGAGUACACGGAUGGUGUCUUCUCAUCACCCCCUCCUUCACCCUAUCUGCCCCUAAAGGUGCUCCUAACUGGGUACGUUUUGGCUGCCCUGGCCUUGGUCCUUGGAGAUGGAGAUGCCCAUAUCUUUGAUGUGGUUUAUGGGCCAACAUGCCUCAUUUGGUGGCCAGUGAAGAGUUCCAAUGAAGGCAGAUUUUCCUCAUUGGCCUUAAGUUGUCAAGGAUGCAUAAGGAUAUUAUCCACUGUCAAGGAAAGAUGGGAACAAAACCAAAAUAAAAUUUCCCCAAACUUUAAGGGAGUCUUUAAAUUGUGGCGGCUAGAAAUCAACUCCAGGACCCCUAGUGGCCACGACAGGCUUUCCCUCUAUAGCUGUAUUUGACUCUCGGGCUGCCAUAGUGAGCAGGUAAACACUAGCAAUUUGUUCUCUUAAUGUGCCCAAGUAUGUUGAUAAUUAUACUUUACACUUAUGUAGAACUUAGUUUACAAAGUACCACCUGUUCUCCCUUUUGAUCUUCUGAACAGCCUGGACCACGCACAGGGCAUGGAUGAUUAGCCCCACUUUACAGAUGAGGAAACUGGUGCCAGAGAGGUUCAAUCACCUGCUGUUCACCACUCAGGUAAUAGUGGUAGAGAUAGGUCUUCAACCCUCUUUUCUCACCUCCUACUCUGGCAAAUUUUCCUUUUCAAUAUUGUACUUAACCCAGCAAUUUCUGGGGAUGAGCGCAGGUUGGUGCAUUUCUUUUUGUUGCUCUUCUUCCAUCUUGGAGGUGAGUGAGGUCCUGGAUUGGGUCAGUUAAUCAUUCUGGAUGUCAGUUUACCAGUCUGUAUAUUGGGGAAUAAACACUACCCAUCAGUGAGUGCACUUGGAGCAGAGGAAGUUGUGAGGGUUUGGAACUCAAAAAACAAUUUCUAAGUGAAGAUGUUUGGAAGGGACUGUGAUGACGGAUUCAUUUUCUGUAAAACAAGUUAAAUGGCACCUCCCCUGGCCACACUAUCUAAAAUGGCAGCUCUGUUACCUCAUUAUCAUGCUUCAUUCUUCUUCACAGCAUUUACUGCCACUUAUUGUAUGUUUAUAUUUGUUUGUUUAUGGCCUGUCUGAAUCCUCCCACCCAAAUGUGAUAGCCACGAGAGCAGGGACUUGGUCUGCUUCCUGCACUCUUGAAUUGCUAACAGGUGGAGUUGUGCCUGGCACAAAUAACCGUUGUUGAGUGAAUGAAUGAAAGAAUGAAUCUGAGGUAUGUAAUGAUUGAAAGUAAGUUUGCAUUGGAUGAUUGAAAGAUUUGCUUGAGUAUUCCUUGCUGUCUAACAGAGAUGGGGUUUGGUCUGGCUUCCAUAGAUCCAUUUCUGUCUCAGCCAUCCAGUGGCUUAAGACCAAUCACUAAAGCCUUGAGUACCAACUUACACCUGGGUGAACUGGGUUCAAUAACCCAGGUCCAUUCAGCAGACAUAGGUCAUUGGAUGGCACUGUAUGCCUCUGCAUUGUAACAGCCGGUGAGUGGCUUGAGGACUGGGGUUGGUUCCCAUCACUGUUCUGUCCGCAGUACUCAGCAUAGAGCCUGGUCCACAGAGAGGUAAAAGAAGUGUUUGCUUAAUGAAUGAAUAUGUAAGAGGAAACAAGCACAGGGCUCUUAAUCCCCCUCCAAAGUGAAGGUCUCCAUUUGAGAAUAAGCUUGGUGCACGGCACACGUGGUCCUCUUUCAACUUGAAUCAAAUCUCUCCAGAGACAAGGAGGCACUAAACAGUUGAUUCCCUAACCUACUGCGAGGAAAGGCAAGCCUAGGCUCCAGAUCCAGUUCCAUGCCAUGUUUUGGAAUUUGUGUUUACGUCUGUCUUCAUUCCCCAUCCUUUCUGCUCCAGCAUAAGCAAAAUUAUAACCCCUGCACACUGACUUGCAUGCAAUUAUCAGAGCCCGGUGCUCCUCGGCUGAGGGACUUCUCCCCCAAGACCGCUGACUGAAUGACAAAUCCAAAGUCAGGGUUGCAGAACCAGCCAGACUUUCCUGCUCCUUUGCAGCAGAGGGAGGAAGGAGAGAAUGAAAGAUUCUGAAAAUAAAGGUGCCUCGUCUCCAGACAUGGAGCCCAGCUAUGGGGGAGGUCUCUUUGACAUGGUGAAAGGAGGUGCAGGGAGGCUCUUUAGUAACCUAAAGGACAACUUGAAAGACACCCUCAAAGACACGUCUUCCAGAGUUAUACAAUCUGUUACCAGCUACACGAAGGGAGAUUUAGACUUCACUUAUGUUACCUCCAGAAUUAUUGUGAUGUCCUUUCCUCUGGACAGUGUUGACAUAGGAUUCAGAAAUCAGGUUGAUGACAUUCGAAGCUUUUUGGAUUCCAGACAUCUUGACCACUACACGGUGUACAAUCUGUCGCCCAAGUCUUAUCGAACUGCCAAGUUUCAUAGCAGGGUCUCAGAAUGCAGUUGGCCCAUCAGGCAGGCCCCCAGUCUGCACAACCUCUUUGCUGUGUGUCGGAAUAUGUAUAACUGGCUACUUCAGAAUCCCAAAAACGUCUGUGUUGUCCAUUGCUUGGAUGGACGGGCAGCAUCAUCAAUUCUGGUUGGUGCUAUGUUCAUUUUCUGUAAUCUCUACUCUACUCCUGGCCCAGCUGUUCGAUUACUCUACGCAAAGCGACCAGGAAUCGGACUUUCGCCAUCCCACAGGAGGUACCUGGGCUACAUGUGUGACCUCCUAGCAGACAAACCCUACCGCCCUCACUUCAAGCCUCUCACUAUUAAGUCGAUCACUGUCAGUCCAGUUCCUUUUUUCAACAAACAGAGAAAUGGAUGUCGCCCUUACUGUGAUGUACUGAUUGGAGAAACCAAAAUAUAUACAACUUGUGCAGAUUUUGAACGAAUGAAAGAGUACCGUGUCCAAGAUGGAAAAAUCUUCAUUCCCUUGAGCAUCACUGUGCAAGGAGAUGUGGUUGUUUCCAUGUAUCACUUGAGGUCAACCAUUGGAAGCCGGCUACAGGCUAAGGUGACCAACACUCAGAUAUUCCAGCUUCAGUUUCAUACUGGAUUCAUUCCACUGGACACAACAGUUUUAAAGUUCACCAAGCCCGAGUUGGAUGCAUGUGAUGUACCAGAAAAAUAUCCUCAGCUAUUUCAGGUGACUCUGGAUGUAGAACUACAGCCCCAUGACAAAGUGAUAGACUUAACCCCCCCAUGGGAACAUUACUGCACAAAAGAUGUCAACCCCAGCAUCCUCUUCUCUUCUCACCAGGAGCAUCAAGAUACUCUGGUCUUAGGAGGACAGGCUCCAAUAGACAUCCCUCCAGACAACCCCAGACAUUUUGGGCAAGGUGGCUUCUUUUCCACUCUCUGUUGGCAAGAUCAGAAAUCGGAGAAAUCAUUCUGUGAGGAGGACCACGCUGCCCUAGUGAAUCAGGAAAGUGAGCAGUCGGAUGAUGAACUUCUGACCCUUUCCAGCCCACAUGGCAAUGCCAAUGGCGACAAACCUCAUGGAGCCAGGAAGCCCAGCAAAAAGCAGCAGGAGCCGGCUGCCCCUCCACCCACUGAGGACGUGGACCUUCUGGGUCUAGAAGGGUCUGCAGUGAGUAAGAACUUCUCUUCACCGGCGGCUCCUCCCACCAAUUCCGAACUUCUGAGUGACCUGUUUGGGGGUGGAGGUGCAGCCGGCCCUGCCCGCGCCGGACAGUCAGGGGUGGACGACGUGUUUCAUCCGAGUGGACCUACAUCUACCCAGUCAACACCGCGCCGGUCCACCGCCUCCACCUCUGCGUCUCCAACACUGAGAGUAGGAGAAGGUGCCACCUUUGACCCAUUUGGAGCACCUGCUAAACCAUCAGGUCAGGAUUUGCUGGGUUCUUUUCUGAAUACAGCCAGUGCUUCCAGUGACCCCUUUCUUCAGCCUACAAGAAGCCCUUCACCUACAGUGCAUGCUUCUAGUACACCUGCUGUGAACAUUCAGCCAGAUGUUUCAGGAGGUUGGGACUGGCAUACUAAACCAGGAGGUUUUGGAAUGGGAAGCAAGUCAGCUGCCACCAGCCCAACAGGCUCGUUGCAUGGUACUCCCACCCAUCAAAACAAACCCCGGACUCUGGAUCCUUUUGCCGACCUUGGGACAUUAGGUGGUUCUUCAUUUGCCAGCAAACCCUCCACACCAACUGGAUUGGGUGGAGGAUUUCCACCUCUCAGCUCGCCACAGAAAGCAUCUCCCCAGCCUAUGGGUGGAGGGUGGCAGCAGGGAAGUGGCUACAGCUGGCAGCAGACACAGUCUAAGCCACAGUCCAGCAUGCCCCACUCCUCUCCGCAGAACCGACCCAACUACAACGUGAGCUUCUCAUCUGUGCCUGGGGGCCAGAACGAACGUGGGAAAGGAGCAGCUAACUUGGAAGGGAAACAAAAAGCAGCUGACUUUGAAGACCUACUCUCUGGUCAAGGUUUUAAUGCUCACAAAGACAAAAAGGGCCCUCGAACAAUAGCUGAGAUGAGAAAGGAGGAAAUGGCUAAGGAGAUGGAUCCUGAGAAAUUAAAGAUUCUGGAAUGGAUUGAAGGCAAAGAGAGAAAUAUCAGAGCCCUUCUGUCCACGAUGCAUACCAUGCUGUGGGCUGGGGAGACUAAGUGGAAACCAGUUGGCAUGGCAGACCUGGUCACACCAGAGCAGGUGAAGAAGGUGUACAGGAAGGCUGUGCUGGUGGUACAUCCAGAUAAAGCUACUGGGCAACCUUAUGAACAAUAUGCAAAGAUGAUUUUCAUGGAGCUCAAUGAUGCCUGGUCUGAAUUUGAAAAUCAAGGCCAAAAGCCCUUGUAUUAAUGUAUGAGCUUUUCCCUGCAGACCUGUGCUAAUGCUAAUGCUUAGUGUGUGUCACAGUUCUGAGGUUUUCACAGGUGAACCAAAAAACUCCAGCAACGUGUAUCCAGUACUUAACUGUUAAGUUACUCGUAAAUUAAUUCCUCAUUGAUAAGGAAUGUGGAUGUUUGUUUUCUCAGAUCCCCCCCAUAAAAGGUCCAAAGCAGGAGAGGAACUUUUAGUCCCAUGAGCUUGCAGAGUUUUACAGCAUUCCAGCCUGCCCUUUGGGGAGCCUACUCAGCGUUUUGUGGGGGAAUGGAAAAUAGAGGCCACCAAAGGCAUAGCAUCCAUCUCAAUGUCUGAGGAUAGGACGAUGAACAAAAGUUCUAAUAAUAAGAUUACAUGGUGGACUUAAAUGGUUUUCAUAUUUUCUUGGAAAGAUAUGGUUUGAGCAAUGGCUUUACAUAGACUCCAGGAACACAAGCACCAAGUAUCUUUUUCAGUGGAAAUUUACUAUGGUCUCUAGCAUAAUACUGUAUACUCCUUUUGGUCAAGAGGACUGACAGAUGUAAAAGAACCUGAAUUAUGUGAGAAGUGAUUAUAUUAUAAUCCAGUGAUUACUACCAGCGCUUCCUGGAUAAGCUAAAAUUUCGUGAAAAUGCUGGCUAAAGAAAAAUAGGGACUCUGAGAGUGUAGAAAUCUGUAUUCCUGGUCAGAAAGUUGGGCUGCUACCUUCUUUUCCCUUUAGAAAACUGGAUGCUUGAACAAAAAGUCUUAAUACCAUAACAACAACCUGAUUGGAAAGAAACUUCUAAUUUUGCCAUUAGGCUUAAUGCUUUUCCUUUUGCUUAGCAGAGAAAAUGCUCUUUGCUGGGAGCAGGUUGUGAAGCAGUUUGGCGCAUUCACAGUCGAUCAGGAAGGAUGUGUAGUAUGGACCCCCUUGUCCUCCGGGUUUGUGAGUAGCUGUGGGAAGAGAAUAGACGACAACACUAACCACUAGUAACCAGACAGGGGCAGUUGCAGAGAGAGAGCCAAGCUCCCUUCAGACUGAGUCCGAUGGCUUGUCAGGACUGGCUUUUUGAGGAACCAGGUUCCUUUUCCCACCUGAUGAAAUUGGACCCCUUGGAUUAUUACAGUGGGGUUUAUUGUUUGAAAAGUUGCUGGGGGUCCACAGGAACAACAGUCACACAGGGACAUCUGUGAAAGUAAAGCAAGGCUGAAACCUUUGCAGACUUCAGACUGGUUGGAUUUCAGUUCAGUGUUUUGGCUGUUUCUCAUUUUAAGGGGCAAGCGGUUGUUGUUAUCCUGUGACUUUAGUAGAUCUCUUUGGGUGUGCACACACACAGUGUGCAGAGGAUAUAUAUGCAAAGCAGAUGGCAAAAAAGAUCUCCAUUCUAGUCUUAAAAGGUUCGUGCUCAGUAUGGUAGAAAGCUUUCAAAACUUGUUUUUAAAAGACAAUCAUUUUUUUGUUUCUAUUUUCAUUUUCUUGUGGCAGACUGUACCAGAAAAGCAGCAUGUCAAAAAUACUUUAUGUUCUAUAUACAACUCUCUCGUUCUUUCUCUUCUCUCUUUCUCCUUUUCUUCCUUCCUUCCUCCCUCCCUCCCUUCCUUCCUUUCCUUUCUUUUUUUUUUUGUUAUAAAGAUUCAUUAUUUAUUUUACCUUUUGCUGACAACGUGAAACUCGCCUAAAAUGUUCUCUUUUUAAAUAUACAGCUGUAAACUGUUCAAAGUAACCAUAAAAAACUAGGUGUUAUUUAUUAACAUAAAAUAAUGUUUGAUGCAGUAUGUGCUUGUCUUAUUUAAAACUGGAAUGUGAGACAUGUUGCUGUGACUCUUUUCUCAUUCACAUUUGUAGAUAUUGUGUGAACUACAGUAUAUAAUGAUAAUAAUUAAAAGGAUAUUAUGUGAAUGUCACAUACAUUUUGAAAUGAUAGAACUAUAUUAGCUUUGUAUUAUGUUUGGAUAAUUCAUCAAUGUUCACAGUUUAAAACAUCAUUAAACAUUAUGUAAUUAGCAAUGAGAAAGAAUCUUACCUAACUUAAAUUUGGGAUGUUCCCUAUCUCUUUUCUGGAUACAUUAUAAUUCUGGACCCCUAUUCAUCUCAAAACUCUUAACAUAUGCAGACCAACAGGUUUUCGCAUUCCUUUUAAAUACCUGGUUGUGACAGAGCUCGUUGUUGAUCAGAUUCACUGUUUCGUUCAUAUUUAUUGUAAUAUAUUUUUUGUUUUGUAAAUAUGUUACACCAACAAAAUGUGAUUGGUCUAAAAUAUUUGUAAUGUAUAUUAAAAGGCUCAAAAAUAUUUGUAGAAAUGUAAGUUAUAUUUGCAUUCAUGGGAAUAUGAUGACAAGCUUGAAUCAUACCUUCUGAUUCACUUUUAAGAAAAGUUAUGGAGAAAGAAUAUGAAAAGCAUAUAAUACAUUUGCACCAAAACAUGAUCUGGCAGGGCUUCUUGGUUUAUACUUUAACCACCCCCCAUUGCCACCCUUGCCCCCAUUACACAGACACACUUUUUUUUUUUUUUUUUUUACAGACACACUUGAUCAUGCUGCAUGAAUGCUAUGUUUCAAAAAGAAUCAGCAUAGAAAUCCUGGUGUUCUAGCUAGGAUAUUAAUUCAUUUGUGUGCUGAGGCAAAGGGAUUGAUCCUGGGAGUCUGAGACUUUGUCAUAGAAAACAGAUCGUUUAGGUGUUUAAGAAGAGAAGCAGCAUGUUCAUUUGGAAGCAGAUGUUGCAAGUCAAAAGCAUUUGAACUAUCAGCGUUGUGUCUCUGUCUGGAAGAACGUUCAAGUUAGACCCUAAUGAUGCUGAUGAAACACUUAUUGUAUAAGAAAUGAACAUGCAAGUUGAAUUCCAGAACCAGCCAUCGCAGCAACAGGACAGUUUCCCUGCUGGAAACAUCUAUUGGGGAAUUUAGGUCAAGUAGACAGGUUUUGGUUGUUCUAUACAUAAACCAUGGUGUUUCAGCAUAAUGGUACAAUGUUGGUUUGAGACCAAAAGACUGGGUUUGAAUCCUGGUUUUUCCACUUAAGGACUGCUAUAUUGGGCAAAUUGCUUAAACUCGCUAAAUCUUAAUUUUAUUGCUUGUAAAACAGAGACAAUUCUAGCAACCCUGCAAUGGAGGAAUUAGGGAUUGUGUAUAUAAACUGUCCCUAAUCAAGUGGGUAGGUACUCACUAAAUAGUAGCUACUGUUAUUGUUACUGAGAGUCGAUAAAACAAAGUAUCACUGCAGGUCGGUACUGGGGCUGGAAUUACACUGAAACCUCAGGUGGUAGGGAGUGGAUAACAUGCGUGGGAAAAGGCAGCCAGAAGUAAAAUGUCCCUUAGCCCUUUUUUCUAUCUCCCUGGGCUGACAGAGAUCUGUUUGCAUACAAUGGCGGACUUACAUUGUAGGUUCUGUAAAGGGAGUGGCUAUGUGUAAAAAAGUGGUGGUGAAGAUUGAGGAAGGAAAAUUAACA
This is a messenger RNA of Delphinapterus leucas (beluga whale), 13347 nucleotides long. The record is from RefSeq and is a predicted model, not a curated record. Lineage: Eukaryota; Metazoa; Chordata; Mammalia; Artiodactyla; Monodontidae.